This is a messenger RNA of Dinoponera quadriceps, 1257 nucleotides long. Its product is annotated as cuticle protein 65-like. NCBI's taxonomy places the organism in Eukaryota, Metazoa, Arthropoda, Insecta, Hymenoptera, Formicidae. The record is from RefSeq and is a predicted model, not a curated record. Bases 61 to 726 code for a protein of 221 amino acids. The transcript has 3 exons.
UCGUACUCAUCAGUCGCGGACACGACGAACACAACGAGUCCGGCAAACUCGCGCAGCAUCAUGAAUACGAAGCUGAUCCUUCUGUUCGGCCUGGUGGCACUCGCCUUCGCGGAGGAUGCGAAGAACAGCGAUGUGAAGACAGACGCGAAGAAAGAGAAGCGAGGCCUCUACAGCGCGUUGGGCUACGGCGGCUACGGCGGUUACGGCGGCUACAGCGGCUACAGUGGAUUGGGUCUCGGUGGAUUGGGUCUCAGCACCUACUCGUCGCUUCCGAUCGGCGUUAGCCACGGCGUCUCCACCGUCCUGACGAAGGAAGUGGCCGUACCCGUGCCGCAACCGGUCGCCGUGCCCGUCGAGAAACACGUCCCGGUGCCCGUUAAGGUGCCGUACGCCGUGCCGGUCGACCGUCCUUACCCGGUGCAAGUGCCGAAGCCCUACCCAGUGGAAGUGACGAAGCACGUCCCGGUACCGGUAGACCGCCCGGUGCCCGUGCCAUACAGCGUGCCCGUCAAGGUCCCGGUUCCAGCGCCGUACGCCGUCAAAGUGCCGCAGCCGUACGCCGUGCCCGUGGUGAAGCACGUGCCGGUGCCGGUCGCGCAGCCGCUCGUCGUCGAGAAGGUGCACUCCGGCCUCGGUUACAACGGUCUUUACGGCGGAUACAGCGGCUACAGCGGCUACGGCGGUUACAGCGGCUACGGCAGCUACGGCGGCUACUCCGGCUGGUAAUUCCAGGAGCGACGCGAAUCGCGGAUCCUGAGCGACGCUCAUCCCCGACGACCUCACCGUCGCCGCGAGAUGCCAAGCCGCGUUCCUCUUCCCCAUGGGAAGGGAUCCUUCUCGAGGGAGGAGAGUGCCCGGAGGAGGAUCGCGGAAAACCGACCGACCGACGACUAGCGCCCGGGUGUUGUCGAGUGCUUCCGUUCUCGCGAUCAUUCACGGACGAUCUCCCGCGGCUUUCGACGAUUCUCUAUCGACGAAUCCGCGUUUCUCCCCGUCUACUUCUUCUUCCUAUUCCCCCUCCUCCUCCUCUCGUUCCCCGGGCCGGUUUCCUCUCGUCGGCUCUUCGUCCCGCGACCGGUGAAGUGUCACGAGCAGGAGGAGAGCGUCCUCCGGCCACCGCGCGAAAAGACGUUACCACGAAUCACGAUCGGGUGCUUCCGAUCGUCACCUGUGACUACCUUUAGCUCCGCGUAUGUUUCCACCUGUAAUCUCACUGUACCGAUUGUUCAUCAUCGAAAUAAAGUUUUUCGUACGGAA